Messenger RNA from Orcinus orca (killer whale), 2024 nucleotides. It is a transcript of the gene PELI3, whose product is annotated as pellino E3 ubiquitin protein ligase family member 3. The coding region runs from base 165 to 1574 and encodes 469 amino acids. Gene Ontology annotation, biological process: protein K63-linked ubiquitination; regulation of Toll signaling pathway. The transcript has 8 exons. NCBI's taxonomy places the organism in Eukaryota, Metazoa, Chordata, Mammalia, Artiodactyla, Delphinidae. Gene Ontology annotation, molecular function: protein binding; ubiquitin protein ligase activity. The record is from RefSeq and is a predicted model, not a curated record.
GUGGCUGUUGGCGCCCGUACCCCUCCCCCGGCUCCGGGUGUCUCCGUGACGAGGCAGCGCGGAGCCGCCGCGGGCCGGGCCCAUCCCGCCGCAGCAGCCCCAGGGCCGAGCAGGAGGGAGGCGCGGAGGGAGAGGCGCCAAGCGGAGGCCGGAGCUCGGCCAGAAUGGUGUUGGAAGGAAACCCUGAAGUGGGCUCCCCCCGAACCUCAGACCUCCAGCACCCAGAGAACCAGGGCUCUUGUGUCCUCUCUUCUCCCAGUGAAGAUGCACAGCCAGGGGAGGAGCCCAUCAAGUAUGGUGAACUCAUCGUUCUGGGAUGCUGUGAGGAAGGAGGUGAGGAAACCGAGGCUCAGAGAGGGGAAGUGACUGGCCCAAGGGCACACAGCUGCUACAAUGGGUGUCUGGCAAGUGGGGACAAGGGCCGCCGCCGAAGCCGCCUGGCACUGAACCGCCGGCCACACGCCAAUGGAGUGAAGCCGGACGUCAUGCACCACAUCUCCACACCGCUUGUGUCCAAGGCACUGAGCAACCGUGGCCAGCACAGCAUCUCAUACACACUGUCCCGGAGCCACUCGGUCAUAGUCGAGUACACACAUGACAGUGACACAGACAUGUUCCAGAUUGGCCGCUCCACGGAGAACAUGAUCGACUUUGUGGUAACAGACACGUCCCCUGGAGGAGGGGCUGCCGAGGGCCCCUCUGCCCAGAGCACCAUCUCCCGCUAUGCCUGUCGCAUCCUCUGUGACCGCCGGCCGCCCUAUACCGCCCGCAUCUAUGCCGCUGGCUUCGAUGCCUCCAGCAACAUCUUCCUUGGAGAGCGGGCAGCCAAAUGGCGGACCCCUGACGGCCUGAUGGACGGCUUAACCACCAACGGGGUCCUGGUGAUGCACCCAGCAGGCGGCUUCUCUGAGGACUCGGCCCCGGGUGUCUGGCGGGAGAUCUCGGUCUGUGGGAAUGUAUAUACUCUGAGGGACAGCCGCUCGGCACAGCAGCGGGGGAAGCUGGUGGAAAACGAGUCCAACGUGCUGCAGGACGGCUCCCUCAUUGACCUGUGUGGAGCUACGCUGCUGUGGCGCACGCCGGCGGGGCUGCUGCGGGCGCCCACGCUGAAGCAGCUGGAGGCCCAGAGGCAGGAGGCGAAUGCAGCACGGCCCCAGUGUCCCGUGGGCCUCAGCACCCUCGCCUUCCCCAGCCCGGCCCGUGGCCGCACGGCACCUGACAAGCAGCAGCCCUGGGUCUACGUCCGCUGUGGCCACGUCCACGGCUACCACGGCUGGGGCUGCCGACGCGAGCGGGGCCCCCAGGAGCGCGAGUGUCCUCUCUGCCGCCUCGUGGGGCCCUACGUGCCCCUGUGGCUCGGCCAGGAGGCCGGCCUCUGCCUGGACCCCGGGCCGCCCAGCCACGCCUUCGCACCUUGUGGCCACGUCUGCUCUGAGAAGACUGCCCGCUACUGGGCUCAGACGCCACUGCCCCAUGGCACCCACGCUUUCCACGCUGCUUGUCCCUUUUGCGGGGCCUGGCUCACCGGCGAGCAUGGCUGUGUCCGCCUCAUUUUCCAGGGGCCGCUGGACUAGGCUCCCUGGGGGCCCCCUGCUGCCGCGCCCACCUGCCCACCCAGGUCCCCCACCUCCUGCAGCCCAGAGGGAGCUCUGCAUGUGGGACUCUACCUGCUGGCACAUCGCCACACCAGAUGGACGGGUUGGAUGGAUGGUGCCCUUCCCCUCUUAACUCUGGCUCCAAAGGGGGGUCUCUGGGACCCCUACCUUGGUCAGAAUGAUGGGGCCCUCAGCACCAGCUCUGUCCCGGGCUGAUGGAGGGAGGCUCACCCCUACGCCCUGGCCCUUCCUGGGGCAUCCCACAUCAUGCCACCUACACUGUGCCCCUGGGGGAAUGAAGGGGCCAUGGGCCCCUGACCCCCAGCUUAGGCUGGCUGUGCCCUGAGCCUGCCGACCCAGUUCCAGAUAAUCACCCUGCUGCUGCCCUGGGUUCCUCUAUAAACCUUGCUGCUCAGCUGCCCUCACAAA